This is a messenger RNA of Phytophthora nicotianae INRA-310, 4929 nucleotides long. RefSeq lists its product as hypothetical. The transcript is spliced from 8 exons. The record is from RefSeq and is a predicted model, not a curated record. Lineage: Eukaryota; Oomycota; Peronosporomycetes; Peronosporales; Peronosporaceae. Bases 1 to 4929 code for a protein of 1642 amino acids.
AUGGCGGACGCGGCGCCUCCACGACUGAGCGGCACCAUCUGGAAGCGCAACGCCGGCAUCCUACGCGCUUGGCACAGUCGAGCAGCAGUGGUGACAGCUGAUGGUUUUUUAUUAUACAAGAAAAAAGUGGACGCAUUCAAGACAAAGAAGAUCGACCUGGCCAAAGCGACAUUUGCUGCGUCGAUCGCUCAGGCUAAUGGAUAUUACUACUUCGAGCUACAAUGCGGGCAGGCACAAGUGGCGAUUGGGUUUUCAGCAAUCCAAGACGCUCGACUGUGGUUGAGCGGCAUGAUGGAGGCAGCCGAUGAAAACAGUGCAGGGCGACGAGCGUGGAUGGCGAAUUUACACCGCAUGUUGACACUCAAGUUGCGUGACCGACGGGAAUUGGUACCGGCUAUGGCCGACAGAGAUUGGUUCAGCGAGUGGAACUUCUGUUUGCGAUCUCUGAAAAACGAUAGAGAGCCGAUUGCUGCGCGUCAAAGACGCCUGCGGCGGCUGCAUACGAUUUGGCUACAAUUCGAGUUAUUUGCUGAGAUUCUAGCGGAGAUCUUCUUCUCGUCCGUUCAGCAACGCGAUGCACGGGGUCUCGCUCGAAUUGAGUUGUUCGAACGAGCAGCGAGUGACUUUGCUUUAACUGGGCAAAGACCCGACGUCUCUCAAACAGUUGGGGACAACCAAGAGCCUCAUCCAAGUGUCCUAUCAUCAGCACCAACAUCAUUCUCCUCCACAAUAACAUCCACCCAAGGCAACGAUAAUGAUCUCGCAGCAACCAAUACGUACACAAGACGUGACGAUGUGGACGAGAUGAAACUCGCUGGAAUCCACUUGGAAUUCGCUUCUAAAAGUUGGCAAGGACACAAACGAUUGACCAAAGAGACAGCGUUAUUCGCCAAGUUCCGCUCGCUCAUCGAGCUCUUCCUUUCGGAGAGCGCUUCGGACAACGGCAAGCUCCCGUCUUCACUUCGAGCGGUACUGUCAAAGCUGCCGUCUUUCCCGCUGGUUUCAGCGUUUUCCAUUCGAGGUGUGAGUGUCGUAGCGAUAGCGGAGCCACUACGAAGCGAGCGAUCCACACUCGCGACGAUAGAUAACCGUGAUCUUGCAGGGUUGAGUAUGGCACUUCGAGAAGCCAAGAUGUUACGGUACUUCCCGUAUCAAGAGCUACCGGAGCUGGUUGUUCGACAAUUCCCCGGUAACGUUGCGCCUACGUUAGUGAGGGUACAUCCGCGGUACGACAAUGUACUGGUGAACUCUCUACGGUCUUCGAUGGUCCACGGGAUCCUGAUUCGAGCGGUGCAUGGCGUGAGUGGGAAUACGAAUCGCGUUGAACUGUUAUCUGCUCUUGACGUUGAAGAACUAGUGGAAACGAGAGUGCCGCAGUGGAUUCCGUACUUGGAUCUGGUGUACUAUCAGCUGGACAACGGCGAGUCUCCAGUCGAAAACUUGGCAGUCAAAGACUUCCUGCUACAGACUGGACGGAGGUUGACGGGGGAUGUUGUGAUCACGGUUGAUGCAGAGAAAAGUAAGUUGUUGUUGGAUUUACCCGAAGCUUUUGUGAUGAAACACGACGUGGACAUCCACCCACUUGUAAGAAAGUUACAAGGCAUCAAGAAGAACGCUGAAAUCUUCGCGUUAGCAGCAUCCAAUCCCACUUUUUCAGGACAUUCUCGACCAGUUGAUACGAGUAUUCAGAUGGCAAGAGAAUACGAAGAUGGAGUCAAGAAAUUAUUCGUCCAGCACAUUAAAGAGUUCGCAGCACAGCUAAUCACACUCGGGGACACGACAGACUCCAAAGCUUCUACCUAUGGAAGACCGAGAGCUCCGACGUGGAAUCAGUCUCAAAGCUCAUCCCGUGCCCGGUUAACUCGCUCGAAUACCUUCUCAUCGAUGCCUCGACCGGAAGAUAUCUUCUCGUCUUCAAGCGUGCAACCGACGGAGUUUGAGCUAAUCUCUCAGCCUCGAUUACAGCGCAGAAUGUCGUCUCUGAGCUCUAUGGCGCAGACUAUAAGCGCAAGUGGAAUGGCUGAUAGCAACGCUGGCACAUACGUCAUUGACACGCUGCAUCUCCGUCAAGUUUUGCGCGAAGGAGGAGUCAAUGUGCGAUUUUUACCGCUGGUAUUCCAGUAUUUAAACAGCCGAGACCAACUAGGCGUUCAAGUGCUGGUUGCUAGUAAGAUAGUCGCUCGACUGGCGAAGAACCUGUUCCGAUACCGCAUGCUCAACGAAGAUACCGGUAAAACUAGUCGCUGGAAGUCCAGGAAAUCACGUUUGAUCAAGUUUAUCGACUCCAUUAUGCACGGGCUUUUCCACAAGAACCUCCCGGACGGACACUGUUCUAUUCAAGAGUGCACUGGGGACCAAUUCUGGGAUAUUGAUGGGCCUAUUAUGUACUCACUCGGAGUAUUUUCAUCAAGUUUCGCGAUGGAUUCAAAGGCACCGAACGACGUGGUUAAUUCCGUUAGUUCUUGCUUGGAUAAAUACCGCGAUCUGCUGAAGGUUAACCCUCCUAUUCUUUUCAACAGUCUGUUGCAUGUUUUCCAAGCGCGAUUGACUAAAUCGAUCCUACCGGAACUGCACGAAAAUCGGUUUGUGUCGGUACCAUUCCUACGAACGGAAGAUGACUUGACGUUCAACUACGAAGAAGACGACCCGAAACUUGCAAUGAGGAUUCACCAAGACUUACUCUGGAGUCAUUUGCAGUUUUUCCGCGUACAAUUCGAAGCUUUGAAGCCUGAAAUACCUAUAAACACCGGUAUGGCUCAAGGUACAAGAACAGGUAAACUGGAGUUGACGACAUGGACGCAGUAUUACCGGACACUAUCGCAGAUAUUCCGACAAAGUCUAGAGCAUCCACAGUUCACGCGAUUGGAGAAGGCGAUCCAGUCGUGGCAGGAUUUAACCUCGGUUCGAGCGCACUUAAGCCUAGCAUUACGUGCCGCUGCUGCUCCUUCGUAUCCGUCAGGGAAUAGCAAGACGUCGGCUAUUAUUCGAGAGCACUGCAGCUUUGCCUAUUUGCGAAUGGCUUCCAGUAAGGCCCUGUUUCCGAUCGAGUACAAGCUCGCGUUGCGAUGUCUUGAACUGGUUAGUGCCGGUGAAGAACUAGUCAAAGCGAUGGAAGAGUCCGAUGAACUUCUCGAAUGGCUGAGGUUUUUCUACCGACCAGCGAAUCCCUCGCAAUUCGCCAAAGGCUCGUCAUCUCACCCGGUAUACUCGGUCCAAUACUCGGCCGGUAUUGAAUUUGAUACCGGUAUACCGAAUGAUACCGUGACAUCUCUUCGAGAGAAAUUCCAGCGUCAACAAUCUCGACAGUCGUGGAUGUCCGUCAUGUCGAAUGUGGACGCUUACUGUCGCCGAAUUGAAGCCUUGAGGCGAGAUCCGGUGGCUGUUGCAGCGACCAGAGCCGUGUUGUGUGAGAUGGGGGUCGCUUCUCGCCCCAUAAGCCCUUCCAGCAGAGUUCACGGCGCUGUUAUGAACGUAUCUUGGGCGGACAAGUAUCAAACAUCCUUCAGUUUCCAUCCAGAAGACACGAAUAUGCUGUCUUCGAUGUAUUCGUCACGUGGUGAUGCCCUCUGGUUCAUCGAGUGUUUCUUCUUACCUCCUCUGGCCAAUAAUUCCUUGCUAGUUGCAGGCGAUGCACUGGUUAAUAACGAGGAGAUUUCGAGUCGAAUGACCACUACUCGUCCAGAUAUUGACGAAGGUCCAGUGCCUGGCUUAGCGUUGGCGUGGGGCAAUCCGCUGGGUUUAUCACUGGAUGAAGAGGCUCGGAUCAGCCACGGAGCUUCGAAGAUGUCACUACGGUUAACUACGGAGAAUUCGUCUUCUGUUCGUAUGAUCUCGUUCCCUCCGCCACUUCGUCGAGUCGUCCAGAUCGCGUGUGGAUAUCGUCAUACCGCUCUAAUUACCGACGACAGACACUUGUAUACGUUUGGACAUGGAGAAUGUGGACGUCUAGGACACGGAAACGAAGAGGAUUGUACCGAUCCGAUACCGGUAGGAUACUUUACGAGUCUCAUCGCAGCGGAAGGUGUAGAAUUCGGUGGCGUUGUGGGCGUCUCCUGUGGUCGAGAACACACGAUGGUAGUGACAGGUAACGGGGAUUUGUACGGCUUUGGAUGGGGCGAAGCGGGUCGUCUUGGUACAGGCGAAACAGGCAGCAGUUUGUACCCAUCUCGCGUGGAAUUGAAGAACAUUUUGGCUGUAGCAUGUGGACGCGAACACACACUGGCGCUUACGAGAAAAGGUCGAGUGUUCGCGUUCGGUGCUGGCUUUGGAGGGCGUCUAGGCAAUGGCUCUGAAGCGGAUGAAGAGCUCCCGUUCCUUGUAGAGGGGUUGGAAGAGUACAGCAUUGCUGCGAUUGAUGCUGGAGAGUGUCAUUCGUGUGCAUUAAGCAGAGAAGGAGAAGUGUUUACGUGGGGGUUUGGCAGCUCAGGAGCGCUGGGUCACGGUGCUCGAGACAACUGCUUGAUACCGAAGCUCGUGGAAGGACCGUGGACAAACCCUAAUAUGGAUUUUGAUGGAGAAACCCUAACACAUGAUAUAUCCGUUGUGGUAUCAGUUAAAUGUGGGAGUUAUCACACACUAGCAGCGACGAACGAUGGUGUGCUUUACGGCUGGGGAGACGCUGCUGCAGGGCAGUUGGGAGUAGAAAAUCUUACAGCACAAGAUAUGGUGGUACCUUCUCCAACGAAAAUUCGAGUUCCGACGAGUUCUGGGAUCCGUGGAAUCGCGUGUGGGACUUUUACGUCGGCGGUGUGUACAACCCAGGGCCAUCUCUUUAUGUGGGGCUCUCCCGCAGCUGGAAACGGAGCCCCGUUGGAUGUCGAAGACGCUCACGUCAAGAGGAUCGGCGUACUGGGGGAAUUCGACUUCUCCCAAAUUGCUUGUGGAGCAUAUCACGCCGUUGCUAUUACUCGAAAGCUGGAGUAUUGCUGA